CGGUAAAGCGAACAAUCAUAUCCCCACCCACACCGACACCAACACCCACACGCCACACCCACACCCACACCCCACACCCACACCCCACACCCACACCCACGCCCACAUCCGAUAUGCAAUCAUAAUCCUCAUUGAACAUAUCCCAACUAUCCGUAAAAAUAAAUUGAAAUUCCUCCAUAGUGAUGGGAGUGAUGAUAUUAAAGAUUCAUCACUGUAUAAAGAAAUUGAAAGUUUUAAACGUACACUUGUAAAGCAUGUGCUAUAAAAAAAACAAUUUAUAAACUUAUAUUUUUUGAAAUUAAUCAAGUUAAUAAUCUUCAUCAUCAUGUUCAACUGUUACCAAUACCAUCUAAAUUAUUAAAAAAUGAUGGAAAUGGUGAAAAUAAAUUUACAAAAGCAUUAAAUGGGAAUAAUAAAGUUAUUUAUAUUGUUCAACUUAAAGAUGAAACUAAAAAUGUUGAUUUACAAUUCUGUCGUAGAGUUUUAGCCUAUGUAUUAAAAUGCCCUAAAAGAACGUAUUGGAAAAAAUGUCAUUAA
Messenger RNA from Rotaria sp. Silwood2, 537 nucleotides. Lineage: Eukaryota; Metazoa; Rotifera; Eurotatoria; Philodinida; Philodinidae. The record is from the annotation of a GenBank genome assembly.